CUCCUUCGACAAUCAUCUCCAUCUCCUUCUUCACUCUUCUGCAAUCAUCUCAAUCGCCUCCUCAUCUCCCCAACUCCUCUAAUUCUUGCAAUUUUUCAAACACAAUCCCACGCCGCCGACCAAACUCUGCCAUUACAAUUCAUCAUCUCCAGUAAUCAAAGGAUGCUGACUGCUCAGGAAAGAUUGUCAAGUCACUGAAAACCAUCAACUCUCCGAUUGAGAACAGCAGCAAAAGAUGUCUAACUCUCACAGGUACGCCCACAACAGCCGGCAAGAUGGCAACGGCAGGAACAAUCCGAAAACCCACAAGAAAUUUGUUCCAAAGAAUCAGGACCAAACCCCUACCCCUACUCCGACCUCGCUUUCCGCUUCCCUCAGGCAAACAGAUGCCGCCUCAUCCACCACUGGCGAUGCCACCACUGGUUCCACAAGUAGAAGAGGACUGUCGGGUCACGGUGGCAAUUUCGUUAACUACUUGCCUCAAGAUGAGGCGGUGGCUGCGGGGCUUGGCGCUGAUGAAGGUGGAUUGGAUCCAGUGGAGUCGCAGAGGGUGGUUGAUCUCUCGAAUAGAGAGUUGUCUCGUCUGCUUAAACUGAACCCCAAAGAAUUCUGGAAAGAAGUGGCUAUGGAUACUUCUUUGCAUGAAUUCCUGGAUUGCUUCUUACAAUUUAGGAGCAGAUGGUAUGAUUUCCCCCAUCGUGGAGCCAAGGGGAUUGUGGCUGGGGUCAUUGUUGGGGAGCUUGAAUUAAGCCGUCGUGUUUUUAUGCUGUUGUAUCGAUUAUCUUCCAAUAAGGAUCCUGGUGCACGGGCUGCUGAUAGUCUAAGUGCAAAAGACCAUGCAGUCCUUUUGCAGGAAAAGAAAUUACUUGACUUGCCCAAGCUGUUGGACAUAUGUGCCAUAUAUGGUCAUGAAAAUGAAGAUUUGACCAAAUUUCUGGUUGGGAAUGCACUUAGAGCCCAGCCUGCAAUCCACAACAAUUUGACAGGAGUAGUGUCUCAUUUCUUAAGUAUUAUCCACACUAUGCAUCAGCGCUGCAGCUCAUCUUUGGAGGUAAUAUUUUCUUCAGGAAGCUUUGAAGACCAUGAAACUAAACAGCUUCAUGCUGAUUUUCUGGAGGUCAUGGACUUCAUCAAUGAUGCCAUAGUGUCCAUGGAUUCUACUGUUGCUGCAUACAAACCUGCAACUGUAUUCUUCUCCUGCCCUAUGGAAAUGAGUUAUGGGAAUGAGGAGUUGCUCACAACUCUUGCACGUUUGCAUGAUUCUUUGCUUCCAUCAUUACAGCGGGGCUUUAGAAGUAUUAUUACUUCCAAAGAUGAAGUGAUGACCGAUAUUGCUACAAGUUUAAAGAUGUUGUCAACCAGAAUAGUUAAAUUUGGUUGGAGAUUGUUGGAUCUUUGCUAUCUCAGCAAUGAGGUUUUUGAAAGUGACUUCCCCAUUCCAACAGUGACAAAAAUAUUUCCUGCCAAAGUGGAGGAUCCAUUCAUAAGAGCAGAUAUUCUGAUUCAAACUUUUAGGGAGAUAAAUGUAGUUUCACUUCAAGUUAUGGAGAACCAGAAAAGAUACACUUUCCUUCAGGAUGUUGAAAAGAAACACAAUGUAAUGAGCAAACUCGAGAGCCUGCACAAUGCUGGAUGGAUACACAUGGAUGGUGAACAAUCUCAGUAUUUAUCUGGAAUUAUGAUGCAUUCGGCAGAAGGUCUUGCCAAAGAGCAAAUCAUUGUGCCAGCUCCUCAGAUGAAUAAUAAUAAAGUGCAGAUGGAUGAAGAUGCAGCAAUUACGGAGUCUAAAAUCAGCCAAAUAAAGGAUCUCUUCCCUGAUUAUGGUAAAGGGUUCAUAGCUGCAUGUCUUGAAGUUUAUAACCACAACCCAGAAGAUGUUAUUCAGAGGAUUCUUGAGGGGACUCUUCAUGAAGAACUGCAGUGCUUGGACACAUCGUUAGAAACAAUGCCAUUGUUCAAGUUGUCCGCUUUGGGCAAUAAUGAUAAAGGGAAAGGAAAGCUAGUUGAUUCAGUAAUUGUACCCUCCACUAAGGUAGUGGAUGCAGUGAGGGAACACCAAGUUGAUGGGCCCUCCAUUUCAUCUUCAUCUACAGUAGGGAGAUUUGUUCGGAAGUCUAAAGAUGACUUGCCUGCUCAUGUUUCUCUUGAUACCAGAGAGGGAAAUGAUGCUGUAAGAAAAGCUGCUCUGGUUGCUCAGUAUGAGUAUGAAGAUGAGUAUGAUGACUCUUUUGAUGACCUGGGUCUAAGUGUCGUGGAGUCAGGUUUUGAAGAGAAUGAGAUAUUGAGUGAGAGAAUUAGCUCAGGCUUUGGGAAAUCUGUAGGUUCAGAAUCUGAAAAUUUUGCCCAACCUUCAGCUAGUUCAAAAUGGGGCUCCAGGAAGAAACCUCAGUACUAUGUUAAGGAUGGUAAAAAUUAUAGUUACAAGGUUGCAGGUUCUGUUGCUGUUGCAAAUGCCAAUGAAGCUUCAGUAGUUACUCAAGCCCAGGUAGAAUUAAUAUAUGGCCUUGGACGUGGUGGCAACCAUCCUCUGGGUGCAGUGAAGAAGUUGGUGGAGUAUCAGGAGCAAAACAGUCAGUCCAAUGUCACUGAGACAGAAGGGAGAGGGAAUGUGCAGAAUCCCAGAGGCAGGGGAAAGAGGGGAGGGGGACAUCAAAGAGAGCCCAAUCUGGAGCAAGAUAAUCAAUCUGAGGAGACUGAGGUGGAAAGUAGAGGGAAUAUGGGAGGUCACAGGGGCAGGGGAAGAAGGGGAGGAGGGAGAAAUCACUACAGGAAGGAUAGGGCCAUGAAUAAGCACUUCUCCGGAUUGAGUGGUUAUUAGACAGGCGAGAGGGAUCCACUUGUCACUUCAAUUCCUAUGGUGCCAUACAAAAUUUCCCCAAAAUUAUUAAAGACAAAUCUUCCACAGGAACAAAACCUCCAUAGCAUUAUUCCAAAUUUCCAAUGAUUGUUAUUCAACCAGGAAUUCUUUAUGAGAUUAGGUGGAUCUGUUGCAAAAUUCAAAUUGGAAAAAAAUAUGUGUUGUUCAGUUUCAUUUGGAAACUAGGAUCUGUUUUGAUAUUUUGUUCUAGGAGCAUUUGCUUGGCUUCCUUUAAAGGAGUGUUGAAUUUACCGAAUAGGUGUUCUAUAUUGUGAAUUGUAGCAUAUUACAAAAUACCAGUAAUUAAAUUAAAAGGGGUUCCUGAUUUUGGAAGAGAGCCACUCUGUUUAAUGGCUAGAUUAUAAAUCACUAAAGAAGCUCAUGUGGCCCAAGUGACCACUUAAUCAUUAGUUAAAGGGCAACUUACCUUGGGUGUGGGGUUCAAUCCCCAUCCCUUCCUGCAUUCCCCCUUUCUGCAUUCUUCCGCUGUGGCUGUGACCGUUACUGCCAAAAAAGACAACUGGUGAAU
Molecule: messenger RNA, 3386 nt
Organism: Rubroshorea leprosula
Lineage: Eukaryota; Viridiplantae; Streptophyta; Magnoliopsida; Malvales; Dipterocarpaceae
Source: the annotation of a GenBank genome assembly